Molecule: messenger RNA, 588 nt
Organism: Diaporthe amygdali
Lineage: Eukaryota; Fungi; Ascomycota; Sordariomycetes; Diaporthales; Diaporthaceae
Exons: 1
Coding region: 1-588 (195 amino acids)
Source: RefSeq, a predicted model, not a curated record
AUGAUGUCUGACAGAAGGAGCCAUGGAAGCGGUCAUCGUCGAAGUGGCCAUGCUGCAAGCCGUGCUACCGGGAGUGGGAGCAAUAACAAUCGGCCUCCCACAAGCUCCACAACCGCCAGUGUUCGUGAGCGACGAUCUAUAUACGACAAAUACGAGCAGGGUCCUUCCCCAUCCGGUUCCCAGCAGGACACGGCCUCCAGAAGGGCGCACUCGGGAGGAGGAUCUGGUGCUGGCGGGCACUCACAGCAAGACGACGCGCUGUAUUUUCUUCCGGGGAGCGUCGUCAACUCGUCGAAGUCAUCAUCCCGUCACCAAACCAGCUUGGAGCAGCACCAAGGACAGGCGGGCCCUAGCUCGAUGCAGCACCAGCAGUCGGUGCUUCCCAGCCAGCGCAGCUGGGAGGGGAAUUAUCAGAGAACAAUUGGCGUCUCUGGGGCAUACGCUAUGCAAGAGGGAGGAGAUCAGCCCCCCAUAGUAUAUGAUGAGACUUCGAAAUCUGCUCAAAGGAAGAAUUCGAAGAACCCUUUCAAAAAGGUUUAUAUCAAGUCGAAGGAAAAGAUUGAGCAGAAGUUGCGUCGUAAGAAGUAA